ACUGGUUCAUUCACCAUUUUGUGACUGUAGUGGAAAAGAAGAGCAAUAGUUUUGUGUAUCCCUGUUUGAGUUUCCGCGGAGGAGAGGUCAUGUUUUCCCGAGCAAAAGUAGAGCGCGAGUCCGAGGCGCACCACGGCCGCUGCCGACAGCAGAGGGAUGUAACCGGGAACAGUUCGAGCCGCCUCUCCAGAAAAUAGGACCGUAAAUCUUUCCGUAGCGACGAGGAGAAGCUCUGCUCGGCGGCACCGUCGACACAUGGGAUUUAUUCGACUCUUUUCGGAUCCACGAGAGCAAGAAAUCAAGAAGAGGGACGACAGACGAGGAAGAGAACUGAAAAAGUGCCUUAGAAGGAGAGUUUAAGGAGAGAUUCACCACACAAUCUGCAGCACUUUGUGAACGGCGCUAAAAGACAUGAGGCCAUUAAAGCGACACAGAGGACGUUCGCCUUUGUUAAAUAGGGGCAGAGGGGGGAGGAAGAGGGGGGGCUCGCAGCCCCCACAAGAAAAAGAUGCCAAAAGAAUCAAGAGUGAAACUCUCAUCAAACCCACACCCAGUUCUCUCUCCACACGCAAGCUUGUGCCACCUGCGACGGCCAACUCCACAGAGGAACCCGUGUCGAACAGCAAUACCCCCAAGACAGAAGAGACUGCUGGGAUCAAGAAACCUGUUGAGCCAGCGGAGAAAGACGGCAACAACGACGGGGAGAAAACAGAGAGAGCAGUCACUGGAAAUAAACAAACGGAUUCCAUAUCAUCUCCUACCUCCACUGCUGCAACAUUCCCGGCAUCCUCGACACCCCCGGCCGCCAACCACAGCCCGAGUCUAGUCUCAGUGUCCAGUAGGAAAACAGCCACCUUUAAGGCCCGUGUUCCCAAAAAGAAAUACACAUAUGAGCACUUUGCAAAUAAUGCAAGUUUUUUGACAACCAUUCCUACCUCCAACCCCACACCCCCCAACAAUACUUUGUGCAAUAUGAACAGUAAAGUGAGUGACAGUGCGACUGUCAACAACAGCAUUAGUAUUAGACAUAUAAUGAGUAAAGACAGUAAUGCUAGAAAUAACAAUAUAAAUAAAAGUAGUAUUCACAGCAUGGUUAACAGUACUAACAAUUGCUCAGGUAACAUUUUAUCAGUCCAAGCUCUACAUUGUAAGACCACAGGGGCAAAUCACUCCAUGGAGGAAAGGGCUUUACUCUUCGCCAGUCCCCAAGAAAAAGAGACCCAUGCUGGAGAAAAUGACUCAGAGGGACCCCCUCACUCAGCGCGGUCUUCAUCCACCGAUACAGCAAGUGAGCACUCCGCUGAUCUGGAUGCAAUGGAAACGGCAGGACCAAACUUUAUUCAGAACAGCCCUCGCAACACUGUUCCUCUUAAAAACGCACAACCAACUAUUUCGGAGAGCCUCUCCGAAGUUCUGGCGAAAGGCAUGAAAAACCAGAGAGUGUUGGCUCGUGAGGUUAAACGAAAAAUAAAGACUGGUGACUCAGAAGAACGUUUUAAAGACAGGAAACACUCGUCGCCUAUAUUCAGACCUGGUGUUGUGCGUAGAAUAAGUGGAGGCACAAUUGAAGUACAGCUCCAAGGAGAUGGCACACUGAUAAAAUAUCCAUUUGAUGGUGGAACUAUGAUGUCAUCACCUGGUACUGAGGGCAUUGUCGAUUUAAUUUUAGAUGCCCCCCCACCUGGCUCGUCACCUGUAGCUGUCAGUACCCGAGUGUGCGUCCCCUUUGCGGGACAGGAAGGUGGUCCUUCACUUUAUAGAGAAGGCACCGUCUCUCAGGUGGACCCCCACCCUGGUGUCUCGUUCCCGUACCAAGUUCUCCUCAAUGAAACCAAAGAGACUUUGGAAGAGAUGGGAGACAAAAACAAAAAUCAAACGGUGUGGGUUUCGCGACAGAGCCUGAGGCUGAUCACCCCUCCCUGGGAUGUCCCAACAUUAGAUGUUGGCAGGGCAAAAGAGAGAGAACGAGAGAGGGAGCGAGAGGAACGGGAGUGGAGGGAGGAAAUGGAAGUGGAGCGAGAAGUGUGCCAGUUAAGUAUAGGUAUGGGAGUGCUGGGAGGGGGGUCACGGUUGAGCCAUGGGUUUUCACAUCAAGGGGCACCAGCACCUCCAUAUGAGAACAUGCGCCCGCCCCCGCAUUCCUCCGUAGUGACUGCCAGUGUAUUAAGUGGAUCUGUUGAUGGCUGCAGAGAUAAAUACUCUGAAAGAGAGAAACACAAGCAGCCAAACACCUCAGAGGAAGAUAUUGAGAUAUCUCAUUAUAACAUGGGCCAAUUGCCAGAACCCAAGUCCACGUCUGGGACUUUACAGCACAGGAAUAUAAUUGCCAAAUCCAGAAUAUAUCCUCCAUCCUCCCCACAUCUCUCUGUGGGGCGGGGUGUCGGACCCCCACACUUUUCUCCCCUUGCUAGUCCGCAGCCCCCCCCUUCACCUGCAUCUCUCAGUUCGGAAGCAAAUAACCCUCAACACCUACCUCCAACAAAGACCACUCUCGGGCAGAUCCCUACUUCUGCUGGGAAUUCAUCCUCAAGUGCAGCCCGUUCCAGAACUCCUCUCUCAUUGGCUCAGCAAAAGUACAAGAAAGGUGACGUGGUCUGCACGCCGAAUGGCAUUCGGAAGAAGUUUAAUGGUAAGCAGUGGAGGAGACUGUGCUCGAGGGAGGGAUGCAUGAAAGAGUCUCAGCGGCGAGGAUACUGUUCCAGACACUUGUCCAUGAGGACCAAAGAGAUGGAGGCAGCAGGUGUGGAGAGAGGGGGAGGAGGUAACAGCUCAGGGACCGUUACUCCCUCUGACCUCCGAGGCAGAGCGAGCAGCGAGUUUGAAUGGGAUGACACAUCCAGAGGCAGCAGUGAAACAAGUAGCAGAGGCGACUCCAGACCCCGUUUAGUCCUACCGUCUAUUCUUCCACAUGACCUGUCGGCACGCUUUGACUAUGAUGAGUGUGAGGCAGCCACCAUGCUGGUGUCUUUAGGCAGCUCUCGCUCUGGCACCCCAUCUUUCUCUCCAAUCUCCAACCAAUCCCCUUUCUCCCCUGCCCCUUCGCCCUCGCCAUCCCCACUGUUUGGUUUCAGGCCAGCAAACUUUUCUCCAAUCACCGCAUCUCCUGGUAUUCCGCAACGAAGGCAUCGGCAGCCCAGUGGUACAGGAGGGGGAGGGUCCAGUAAGGUUUCAGGGGGAGAGCGGGAGAGACACACCUCGGGCAUCCAGCCUUCAUUUACUGUCCCCAUGAGCCCCAGUAAGAGAAAGCCAGAUGCGCCUCCCCCUCUGCCACUGCCGUCACACCACCAUGACUACACUCACAAAACCGAGUUAGAUCAAGGAGACCCAAACUCUUUUAGGGUUCUGUCUCCACAGGCUCCUGCCUCGCAUUCCCGCACUCACACGCCCACCUUCUCAAAACCAAGAGGUGGGACAACUCCUUCAUCGAGUAGACCCCCAUCUUCCACUGCUGCAUCUCCACCACCUCUGCUUGUUUCUCCAACACCUCCCUCUCCUCUAACUCCUGACGGAGGUCCCCGUCGAGUGGUCCCUGUUUCCCAGCAGGCCUUAAGAGACUCCCCCGUCAUAGUGAGAAAUCCUGAAGUACCACUAGCAAAAUUUUCUGAGAGUCCACUGGGAAAAGGAGGGGGGGACGGAGGUGGAAGCCAUGGAGUGAUGGAAAAUUCUUUGUCCAAAGAGAGUGGAUUAAACCCCUUCACCCCUCAGCCCAUAUCUGGCCUCCAAGUUCCUGUCCCCAUCAACGCAGCUGCAGCCACAAUACCUAGUGGCACUGUCCUUUUGAGGAGUCCAGCCCAAACCCUCGUCUUUGUGUCCCCGACAUCUUCGUCCCUACCCGCCUCGGACACCCUUGUUGCUCCCCAGCAGGCUCUAUCCGUAAGUGUCAGCACAAAUGAGACAGGCCCUGCUCCAUGCGGCACUGACAGCUUAGGAGAAGAGAGCAGGGGGACUGGGUUCGAGGGUGAGGUCCAGCAGCCGGUACCCUGUCAUCCCUCUCCCACUGCGCUGCUGCCGCUGAUCCUUCCGGUGGAAAACCUCCACCCUGCCCCACGGAAGGACAUCAUCAUGGGGCGCCCGGGCACAGUCUGGACCAAUGUUGAGCCCCGGUCGGUUCCAGUUUUCCCAUGGCAUUCGUUGGUCCCUUUUCUGGCACCCACCCAAUCUGAUGCCUCCUCUCAACCGGGUGAGGGUCAGCACCCUGUCAACAACCCACAAGCAGCUAGCGUGAAGCCAGAAUGUCAGGGGACAGAAGUGCAGCAUCACGAAGCAGCCGAGGCACCUCCCACUGUUGAACGAGGGGGGACCUCUCUGUCGAUGCCUCCCCCCUCCGCAGAUGAGCCAGAUAAGGAAAAAGGAGAUGCAGAGAGGGAGAGGCCAGACAGUGAGAACGAAAGCGAUGUGGACGAUCCUUUUCUCCCUGGAGUUGUUCCUGAGCCGCCUCUCUCCACUUCGCCUGUCAAGCGACGCACUCAGUCCCUCAGCGCACUUCCUAAAGAUGGGGAUAAGAAUAGUCCAGGAAAGAGGGAGAAAGACCACAUCCGGCGGCCGAUGAACGCAUUCAUGAUUUUCAGUAAACGCCACCGAGCUUUGGUGCACCAGCGGCACCCAAACCAGGACAACAGGACCGUCAGUAAGAUUCUUGGGGAGUGGUGGUACGCACUGGGACCCAAGGAGAAGCAGAAGUACCACGAUUUGGCCUUCCAGGUUAAAGAGGCGCAUUUUAAGGCACACCCAGAUUGGAAGUGGUGCAACAAAGACAGGAAGAAGUCCAGUUCGGAAGGCCGCGGAGUUCCUGGAGGGAAAGAUAUCCGAGAGAGGAGCAUGUCUGAGUCCACAGAGCAUCAUACUUUGGAGCUGAAAGGCGUCGGGCCUGGUCUGGUGGGAGUGUCUGAAAGAAGUGCAGGUGAAGGUCAUGUCAGCCAGCUCACUCGUCCCCGUGCCUUCUCUCAAAGCGCCAUGCACAGCCUGGAGCGCAGCGACAGAGGCAACACCCAGGCCCUGGCAGAACUGGCACAGAUGUGUGGUGAUGGAGGUGGCCAGUAUUUAGGGCACGCCCCACCUUUGUCACAGUCUAAGAGGGGUGUCAGUGAAGACAUGACCAGUGAUGAAGAGCGGAUGGUCAUCUGCGAGGAGGAGGGUGAUGAUGAUGUCAUUGAGGACCCUUAUCCGAGCAGCUCCAUAGACCUCAAGUGUAAGGAACGGGUUACUGACAGCGACAGUGAGAACGGUUCUGGAGACGAAAGGGAAAGAAAGAGAGGUUUUGCGGCAGUCAUCUGCUCCACAGCAUCCUCAUCACAUCCCACUCCGCAUGGCAGGAGUGUCUCACUCUCUUCUUAUCCUGUUAGUCGACAUUAUGAAGAGGGGCGGUUAGGAGGCAGCGUGUUCUCCGAUCACAGGAGGAAGGGAGGGGCUGAGGGAAGUGCUAAUGACUCUUUUGGGGGUGAAAGUGGAGGCCAAGCCCCAUCUCACUCCCUUCCAUCCGGCCAGUCGGUCAUCUCGACUUCUUCGGCCGGAGUGCCCCUCUCUUCAUCAGCGGGAGUGAAUCCUCCCCUGGGUCUGGGAGCGGUGAGAGUGGCCUCCACCAUGGUGACCAAUGUCAUGCGUCCAGUCAUCAGCACGCCGCUGCCUGUCACCAGCAAAGCCAGAGAUGGAGGAGCGUCGUCAAGCCCACAUCCGCCCGAGAGAAAGUCACUGACACCCCAACAGCAUUUUCUCAUCGGGCCCGGGUCAGGAAGCGGCGUCGCAGGCGGUGGGUACUUCUCUUCAUCAUCCUCCAACCCUGUAGCUGCGGGGGUCGGCCCAGGUGGAGUGGUGACGAAUUUAGUGUUAGGAGGGGCUCUCUCUGCACAACCUGCUGUCCAGCUCAUCAGCCCGUCUGCUCAGCCCCAGCUCUCCCACACCAUCUCCCCCAGUGCUGUGUCAGCGCAGCACAGCCAAGCCAACGGACCCCUCCCUUUGCCCCUGCUUCAGCCCCAGUUUCUCCCCUCUUCAUCUCUUGCGCCCCCCGGGGGUAAGGCCAUCACCCAAGUUCAGUACAUCCUUCCCACCAUUGCUGCCAACUCCAACCCCAAGAGUCCACCUCAGCCGGCCAGCCAGCCGACCAGUGUUUUCACCCUGCCCACAGCCUCGGCACACGUGUCUCUGGCCAACGGGAAGCAGCAAGCCUCCGCCUCUCUGGCUGGAUAUACUUCCAGCCCAGCCGUGGGAGUGGUCAGCGCAGCGACCAGGGUGCAAACCCAGUCUCCGGUGCUGCAGGGGAAAAUGAUUGUUCCCAUGGCAACAGUGCGGACUCCACCAGCUCCUGCCCAGCAGUUUCCUAUCGUGACUCCGCCUCUUCCUGUCCAGAACGGAUCUCAGACAGGAAGCAAGAUCAUCCAGAUUGCUCCCAUGCCCGUCGUGCAAUCUCAGCUUCCUCAGGGAGGAACUGUCCACUCUGCCAGCCCAUUCCCAGUUUCCAUGGCGACUGCUGCAGUUGUGGCACCAGGAUCAGUGCCCUCCCAGACUGUUCUUCUCCCACCGGCGCCGCGGAUCACUUAUGUCCAGUCCACUCCAGGGGUCCCUCCCUCUCUUCCACUGAUCUCCACGACUACAGGCACCUCCCCUUCCCAGCAAGCUCUUCCAGUGCCAGGAUCUGCUUAUGUCCCUGCCCCCUUAGCGACCCUCGGGUUCACGACUAUCACUUCACCUGGGCAGACCCUGGUUCAGCCGCUGAUUGCAGGUCAGCCACCUCUCCUGUCUGCAGCGCCGUCUCCUCAGCCCCCGAAUUCAGCUGCAGUCUCCGGUGCUGGGGGACAGAUAGUCACAGCCAUCUACCCUCCGUCUCCCAGUGUCACCAUGGCAACAUGUGUCGUGUCCGUGGCAGCUGUGCCUCCCAGUGUGGUCUACUCCGUCUCCAGCCCCUCCAGUGCCUCCCAUCACAUCCUGCCUAAGCACACAACGACCCCAGUCACGGUCCCACAUGCGCACACAGACAGAUCUCUUCCGACAGACAGGUCAGCUGAGCGAUCCCUGGACCUGUCAGACAGACAGCUGGAGAGGCAGAAUCUAACGUCGAGUAGUGGUGGCGUAGUGGCGCCGCCCAGUGGACAAGUUCUGUCAGUGCGAUCCAGCAGCCCGCAACCUCAGAUUCAAAUUCCUGUCAGCACACCUGGGACGCCCAAGCUAACACAACUUCCAGUCCGGACUCCACAGAAAGUGAAGGCCACCGUGGCUAACAUCCCUGUGGGCAACUAUGAAGCCGGAGGCCGAGGAAAAGAGAAGGAGAGAGAGCGCGAGAAAGAGAGGGAGCGGGAACCGGCAUCAAACAGCCACUUCUCUUUCGACCCAGAACCAGCUGGACGUACGCAAUCGCCCUCGACCCAUUUCGCUGAGGAGCCUUUGUCCUUUGACCGGCCCCAGGAGGGCCCAGGUGCUGCGGAGGCCACGGACACACAAAACCGAGGAAGCACAAACGCCAAAGAGGCUGGAUGGAAGGAGUCCCUCCCAUCGUCACCUCUGCCCCCUCCAUUAGCCACAGAACCAACAUUGCCUCCCCCACAAAUCGACAAAGACGCCCCGAUACCCAAAAAGGUCAAAGCCCGCCCACCACCGCUGAAGAAGACUUUUGACUCAGUGGACAAGUCCGGCAGGGUGCUGUCCGAGGUGUAUUUCGAGGAACGCUUCGCCGAGCUGCCGGAGUUUCGGCCGGAGGAGGUGCUGCCUUCGCCCACCCUGCAGAGCCUGGCCACCUCACCUCGAGCCAUCCUGGGCAGCUACCGCCGCAAGAGGAAGAACUCAACAGACCUGGACUCGGCCACGGACGAUCAAGUUUCUCCCAAGAGGAAGAGCCGACGCCGAUCAAGCUGCAGCUCCGAGCCAAACACACCCAAAAGUGCCGCCAAGUGUGAGGGAGAGAUUUUCACCUUCGACAGAGCCGGAGCGGACGGAGAAGACAUCCUGGCAGAACUGGAGUUUGAGAAAGUCCCAUAUUCCUCCCUGCGACGGACUCUGGACCAGAGGAGGGCGCUGGUCAUGCAGCUGUUCCAGGAGCAGGGCUUCUUCCCAUCAGCUCAAGCCACUGCAGCAUUCCAGACCCGAUACUCGGACAUCUUCCCCACCAAAGUCUGCCUGCAGCUGAAGAUCAGGGAGGUCCGGCAGAAGAUCAUGCAGACGGCGACCCCCUCGGACACGCCGGGCCUCGGCCUCCCAGACUCGGUCGGCUCCCUGCCUGGACCCUCGAGCGCCCAGUCGGGAGAGGGCAGCGGAAAAGGUGGCGCAGACCUGCUGGACGAGGAGGUGGAUCAGGGCGCAGAGGAAGGUUCCGAGGACCCGCGGGAUACACCAGAGUCCUCCAGAUGAGGAUCGUGGACCAAUCCGAGUUGCGAUGUUACCAAACCAGUGAUGGGAUGUUAAGGAUUUGCGUUCCCACAGCAAUGCAGCGGCACAAAAACUUGCACAUGUCAGCGUCUACACACAUUCACCCUGCCAUCUUUGAGUCCCUGGACUGGAGUGACCCUCAGUCACCUGGCGGAAAGUCCCAUCGGUGCCAGCGAAACAAGAUCCUUUUAAUCGUCUGCACUCUCUUGUUUGAAUUUGGGACUCAGAGCUUGUCUGAAGAAAGACUAGGAAAAAAAAAAAAAAAAAAAAAAAAAAAAAAAAAAAGUACCUUUCAUGGUUUUUAACUGGGUCACUAGGGAGGGGGGCUGUGCUGCCAGUCUCAGGGGGCUGGGCCCUCGACAGCUGGGAGCACUUGGACAGGAACUCAUCAGGCGCCUGGUACUUUUAUCCUUUUUUUUUUUGUUGUCGUUGUUGUUGCUUAGAAUUCAACCCUCGGGCCAGGUCGACACCGAGGCGUUGACUGACACUGAAGUGGACUUCUGGCUGUGCCAUCAUUCCUGAUGCUCCCUGUGCCCCCUCCCUAAGUCAAGCACACGCCAGUGAGUAGUUACCAAGCAUUCCCGUGCCUCAUUCAUCAGCCUCGGAAGAGAAGGCGGAGCCGAGCCGCCACAUCUGGCUCUGGAGCUCUGGCUGAUUCGGCCUUAAUCCUCUCCAACUCUUUUACUGACUCAAUAUUGUACUCUAUUGUUGUGACUCUGGUGAAGACUCGUACCAGGCCCGGUCCAAAGUGCUGAUUCCCGUCCGACUCAUCAGUUCAGUAGCGGACUCACAUGUACAGACCUCUCAUGCUAGUCUUCCCUCUCCAGGACUUCAUUUCAGCAAAGAACACACACAUGGACCUUCAUGUCCUUUGAAGAGUAAUAACUGAAAAGAAAAACAUGCUGAAUUGUUCUUCUCUUUCCUCCUUUUGUCACUUUAUCGCUCUCUCCGGUUCUCCUUGUUUGUCUGGAAAAGUGCGGGCGGGUCAGCAAUCAAAACCUGCAGCUCACACGAGACCCGACCGCUUGUUACUUUGUGUGGCUGUUGUAAAUAUUCACCGCCACUUGCACGGUGCCGAUUACUGAAGGUGAGAAAAAUCAAAGUUAGAAAAAAAAACAAAAAAAACAAUUAUUCUGGCCAUUUAUGUUUUUGUGUUUAUACUCUCGUUUUGCCGUUCCAGUACAGUAUGCAAGCGAUCAAUUUUUACAAAUAAUUUAAGUUUGUAUCUGUAUCUUUCUGUAGAGAUGUUCAAUUAAAGUGACUUUAUUGCUGGCGAUGUGAAGGCUCCUCUCUUCUUCUUGAGCUCAUACGUGUCCAGCUCGUACCAUUUCAGGUCUUAACCUGUAUCCGCUGCCUCCAUCUCUGUCCUCUAAUACUGGUGAGAACCACAGGGAAAAGGUUGGACCCAUUUGUUUCAACAGAAAUAAAACCAUUAUGAGUUUCCAUGAAACUGUGGCCUAAUGUUCUGAGCCCUCUAGGUGGCACUCUCAUCUUUGAACGACCGUGCCAAUGAUUUUUAAACUAAGAGCGCCACC
Messenger RNA from Synchiropus splendidus (mandarinfish), 9887 nucleotides. It is a transcript of the gene cicb, whose product is annotated as capicua transcriptional repressor b. Gene Ontology annotation, molecular function: RNA polymerase II transcription regulatory region sequence-specific DNA binding; DNA-binding transcription factor activity, RNA polymerase II-specific. Gene Ontology annotation, biological process: regulation of transcription by RNA polymerase II. The transcript has 22 exons. Lineage: Eukaryota; Metazoa; Chordata; Actinopteri; Syngnathiformes; Callionymidae. The record is from RefSeq and is a predicted model, not a curated record. Gene Ontology annotation, cellular component: nucleus. Bases 412 to 8334 code for a protein of 2640 amino acids.